Molecule: messenger RNA, 1178 nt
Organism: Selaginella moellendorffii
Lineage: Eukaryota; Viridiplantae; Streptophyta; Lycopodiopsida; Selaginellales; Selaginellaceae
Product: bifunctional pinoresinol-lariciresinol reductase 3
Exons: 6
Coding region: 14-961 (315 amino acids)
Molecular function (GO): oxidoreductase activity
Source: RefSeq, a predicted model, not a curated record
AUUUUGAGUGAGUAUGGAGCCCAAGAGCAAGAUUCUGAUCGUUGGAGCUACGGGAUACAUCGGCAAGUACAUCGCUACUGCUAGUAUUCAAUCGGGUCAUCCAACUAGUAUACUAGUUCGUCCACAGGUGUCAAAACAUGUUGAUAAAGUCCGGUUCCUGGUUGGGCUAAGAAAAGCCGGAGCAACGAUUUACACCUGCUUUCUGGAAGACCAAGAGGGUCUUGUGCGAAUAUUACAGCAAGUCGAUGUUGUGAUCUGCGCUCUUGGGGAAGAUCAACUAAAGCUCCAGUACGAUCUCAUCAGAGCCGUGAAAGAAGCUGGAAACAUCAAGAAGUUCUACCCCUCCGAGUUUGGGAUGGACGCGGAUAGGAUCUGCAAGGACCAGUCCAUUCCCGAGAGCCCCAUGUAUAGGGACAAGGUAGCUAUCCGGAGAGCCAUCGAAGCAGCAGGAAUUCCUCAUACGUUUUUCAUGGCGAACUGUAUCAUGGGGAUCAUGCUCGCCAGUUUCGUACAAAUGGACGGUUUCCCGACUUUCACUCCACCCAGAGACAAGGUUUGCAUUUACAAAGAUGGAGAUCAGAAAGCUUUUGACUUUGGCGGAUUCACGGACCUCGCAACUUACUUGCUCAAGUCGGUCGAUGAUCCCAGAACACUCAACAAGGCUCUUUACGUUCGCCCUCCCGGAAACGCCUUGACAAUGAACGAGCAAGUAGCAUUGUGGGAAGAAAUGACCGGGGUCACCCUUGAAAAGAGGUGGAUGAGCGAGGAGGAGAUUCUUCUACACAUCAACGACGCUCAAACUCCAUUGCAGCUCAGAGAGGUGUGGACACGCAUCUAUCACUUUUUUUACAACGGAGCUAUGUGCUUUGAGUUGGCUCCGGAUGAUAUUGAAGCCACUGCUUUGUAUCCCGAGGUAGAGUAUACUUCUCCACAAGUAUAUCUCAAGCCUUAUGUGUGCUGAUUCCCUGAUCAACAUCCUUGAUCAACACGGAGUUCCAACAAUGAACACUAACUUGCUCCACGUAUCAAGCAGAAACUUGCACUUCAAUCUUGAAAAUGUUCUGGAGGCAAACUCCAUCAGUUCAAUAAUGUUAGCUUUCUUCUCUCAGGAAUCCAAAGUGUUUGGUUACUGAGAUCUUAUUUUCCAGAGUAAACAAAAAAACAGAGCCAUAUUUUCA